AUGAUUUAUGAGAUCGUCCAGGUGGAGUUCGACGAACAGAAGGAGGCAGUGUCAUUUGAGGUGGACCGGGAUGCGGUGGCAUUUGAAUGGAUGAAGAAACUUGUCGAACCGUUUAAUCUUCAAUCAAUGGGGGUGCAUAAUGACCAAGGCAAGACCAUUUAUCGUUGUGCAAAGUGCGGCGGUGACCAGACCUGGUCAUGCUUGGACAAGCUUGAGAGACACGUUGCCCGUGCACACAGCGCGUUUGCAGAGGCACUGGCGAAAGCGACUGUGUUCCAGAUCGACAGGAAAGAUUGGUGGCGCUGUCCUGGCACUGACUGCAAACACGAGUGCGAUAGUGCCAGAAAAAUGCACGUCCACCUCUCGGGGAACGGGAAGUCAUCCUGUGCUAACCGGGCGCUCUACUUACCGAUGUACAAGGCGCACGUUGAAGGUAAAUCUUGGUGGAUGACCCACAGCACCAAGGCCAAGAAAGGUGCAAGGCUUCAGCAUUCGGAGGAUGAUGAUGAUGAAGGCGAGGAUGAAGACGAGAGCGAGGACGAGGAUGAAGACGAGGAAGUCAAACUGGAUGCGGCAGUCUUGGGUCUUGCUGACGCUCAGUUCCAGCAGGCGAGGCUUCGACUCAGCGAUAGUCGUCGACAAAAGCUUAAUCGACGAUACAUGGAGGAGGAUUUUUUAAAGAUGGUUGCUGAAGACUUGGAGGAGGAAAGGGAGGAAAGACAUCGACUCGAGGUCUGA
Molecule: messenger RNA, 738 nt
Organism: Coprinopsis cinerea okayama7#130
Lineage: Eukaryota; Fungi; Basidiomycota; Agaricomycetes; Agaricales; Psathyrellaceae
Exons: 4
Coding region: 1-738 (245 amino acids)
Source: RefSeq, a predicted model, not a curated record